Molecule: messenger RNA, 612 nt
Organism: Colletotrichum karsti
Lineage: Eukaryota; Fungi; Ascomycota; Sordariomycetes; Glomerellales; Glomerellaceae
Product: chitin binding protein
Exons: 5
Coding region: 1-612 (203 amino acids)
Source: RefSeq, a predicted model, not a curated record
AUGCAGCUUACACACGCUCUUAUUGCGGCUCUGGUCACCGGCGUCUGGGGCCAUGGCGUGGUCCAGGACCCCGAGCCUCGCACCACCGGUGCCAAGCAGGAGGAGCUUUGCGGUACUGCCGUCACCAACCAGCUCGAGAGUGACGCUGCCGGUCCCAUCGAGAACGCCAUGAAGGUCGCCGACGCCGACUACAAGUGCAACGCUUUCAUGUGCCGCGGGUACCAAUUCGAGGACAACGUCGACAACGUCAAGGCCGUCACCGCCGGAGAGGUCAUUCCUUUCCACAUCGACCUUGUCGCUGGCCACAGACCAGGCCACGCCAACAUCUCCGUCAUUGACCUCGCGACCAACACCGUCAUCGGCGAGCCCCUCAUCUCCUGGGCCGACUGGCCGACCGAGAACCCGGACCCCCUCGCUGACACCGACUUCAACGUGACCAUCCCUGAUACUCUGUCCGAGUCCUGCAACGAGGGUGGCAAGUGCGCUAUCCAGUGGUACUGGUACGCCGAGACCAACAAGCAGACCUACGAGAGCUGCAUCGACUUCUACGUCCAGGCUUCGAAUGGCACUGGUGCUUCGAACCGGACCAGAGCCGUUUACCGGAGAUUCUAA